AUGUCUUCAACUCUCCGAAUCGGCCUCAAAGAUGUGGCGAAUCAAUCAUUGAAUUCGGAUCGGAAAACUUCAUUGAACAAGACUCCAUCGAUUUUCUUGUCAAAAGAAUUGAAAGCAGCGAUAAAUGUCACGAAAGGAACUGAAACGAAACAGUUUAAUAGCAAGACGUAUGAAUCUUCUUGUCAAACUGAAAUUUCAAGUCUUGUCGAUUUGGGACCCGUGACUUCGGCAGACCUCACAGAAGAUGAGCCAAGCGAUGCCUAUUGGAAAGCUCAUUGCGAUUCUUUAGAAGAACAAUUAGACAAAGAACUCGAUCUAUCAUUGACGCUCUCCGGACAACUAUUCGAUAAAACAAGUGAAUUGAUGGAACUGGAAGAAAAUCUCAAUUUGUUGGAGGAAGCACUGGAAGAAGCCUCAGCGAGCGAAUCGCUC
Molecule: messenger RNA, 432 nt
Organism: Mesorhabditis belari
Lineage: Eukaryota; Metazoa; Nematoda; Chromadorea; Rhabditida; Rhabditidae
Source: the annotation of a GenBank genome assembly